CCCGCCCCUUUAGUCACUACUGUUUUGUGCUACUAGCGAUCUUUCUGGCACGAUGAUAUUUCUGUGAUCAUAACCUUACACUUUAUCAUAACACAACAGUCUGUGAUCAUCAUAACCCUCUCUCGCGGGCGCGCGGUCCCGGGCGGCGGGAGUACGCGCACAGCGUUGAACUGACGUGCUCAGCCGCCUCGUGAACGCGCCUUUAGCGUCUGCUAGCAGAGACCUGUUUACUGCAGAAACCCGCUCCUGAUGGACUGACAACGCAGUGUCACCGUCUCCAGAGGCUACGCAGCUCUUUUGGUGAAGGGCCAUGGCGCAUCAGCUGUCCCUGGAUGCUCAAUCCCCUCGAGCCGUCCCGCUCACGGAUCACGACUCCGGCGUGGAAGAUGAAGACGAUGGCUCCCACAGCCCUACCACAACCUCCACCAUCUUUGUUGCCUUCAAAGGGAACAUGAAUGACGAGGACUUUCAGGAGAAGCUGGAUACCAUCUUACACGGGAUGCCUGAUAUGCUCUUACUAGGUACUCAGAGGCUCGAACCCGAGCGCGUGGAGCCGUGGAACAGCGUGCGUGUCACUUUCAACAUCCCCCGAGAGGCAGCCGAGCGCCUGCGCCUCCUGGCUCAAAACAACCAGCAGCAGCUGCGGGAUCUGGGCAUCCUCUCUGUGCAGAUUGAAGGUGAAGGAGCCAUUAACGUUGCGGUUGGACAGGGCCGAAGUCAAGAAGUAAGGGUGAAUGGACCCCUUGGUGCUCCUGGCCAGAUGAGAAUGGAUGUUGUGUUCCCUAUGCAGCAGGGCCAGGCUGGAAUGCGUAUGAAUAACCCUUCGGUGUCCAUGAUGCCUCCUGGGGCUAAUAUGGCAGCACAGGGAAUGGUACCGAAUAGUGCUGGACCAAUGCAGCCAAGAGCACCAAGACCACCUUCACAGACCGACACAAUGGAUCCCAUGCUUUCAGGGCUGGCCUUACAGCAACAACAACUCCAACAUCCUCAUGUAGGACAUGGUCCACUUAGUAACUUAGGCCCACAAGGACAUCACAUGCAAGCCAUUCAAGCAAAUCGACAGCUAAAUCCAGCAGCCCUACAGCAACUUCAACAACAACAACUUCAGCAACAACAACACCAACAACAGCAGGUUCAGAUGGCCCAACUAGGUGGUGCACGUGGUCCUUUCAACCCCUCCAACCAGAUGCCUGUACCCCCUGGCUGGAACCAGUUGCCUUCUGGGGUUCUCCAACCACCACCGGUCCAAGGUCCUAUGGGACCAGGUUGGAGAAAAGCCCCACCACAGCCACAAAUGGGGCAGCGUCAACCCUCUUUGGCAUCUGUUCAGACGCCCAAUCAUCCACCACCACCGUAUCCAUUUGGAAGCCAGCAGGCCGGACCGGUUUUCAGUACAAUGGCACAACAUCAGUUGCAACAACAGCAGCAGCAGCAGACAGGGGCAAACCAGUUUGCAACCCCUCAGCCCAAAGUCCUUCAGGGAGCACCAGGUGUAGUUGUUUCAAGAGCGCCGCCUCCUCUGCCUCCCUCCUCUGCCCCUCAAGGAAGUCUCACAGCCAAGUCCCCUGGUUCGUCAUCAUCUCCUUUCCAACAGGGCUCACCUGGAACACCUCCAAUGAUAGGACAGGGGCAACUUGGUCCGCGUCCCACGACCCCUCAGGGUUUCCCACAAGGUGUUGGAUCUCCAGGAAGAGCUGUGAUGGGCCAGCAAGGAAACAUUCAGCCCGGCUUUAUGAGUAUUCCACAACAUGGACAGGUUCCCCAAGGUGGAAUGGGAGGUAUGCCCAAACGAAUGCCAGUGGGGUUCCAAAAUGCUCCUGUUAAUCAGAACUUCGGACAAGGACAGGUUACUACCACUGGAGCAGGUAGUACACCUCAAAUACAAAAUAGUCAGAGCAUAGCAAACACUGGCGUCCAGUCAUCGGUCCCAGUGCCAAAUCAUAUGCAGUCAAAUCCCCUUCAAGUUGCUGCACUGACUCACCACAGUGGCAUGCCAGCUCAACCUCCAGGCACCACCUCAGGAGGUAGUAUGGGGCAACCUCAGCAAGGUCUUCAGACUCAAAUGAUGGGUGUACCACAAUCACAACAUCAAACACAGGUUGUAGCUUCCACUCAAAGUCAAAUGGCACAAAGCCAAACAGGAGGCCAGACUGUUUUGUCCAGGCCAGUGAAUAACGGGCAGCGAGGAAUGACCCCUCCUAAGCAAAUGAUGCCACCACAAGGUCAAGGGAUCAUGCAGAACCAAAAUCAGCUGGGUGGAGGACAGGGACAUCAGGCUUUAAUGCUUCAGCAGCAGCAGCAGCAGCAACAACAACAACAACAACAACAUCAGCAGCAGCAGCAGCAACAACAACAACAGCAGCAGCAGCAACAACAACAGCAGCAACAACAACAACAACAGCAGCAGCAGCAGCAACAACAACAACAGCAACAGCAGCAGCAGCAGCAGCAGCAACAACAACAACAACAGCAGCAAAAUGCUAUGAUGGAACACAUUGUAGCUAGUCAGAUACAGGGUAACAAGCAGGCCUUUGGCCCAAAGGGUCAACCUGGUGUAAUGCAAGGCCAGAUAAUGAGAGGUCCUUCACCUAAUAUUCAAGGUAAUAUACCGCAGUUUCAAUCUCAGAUGGGGCAGCAACAAAUGACUCAACAACAGAAUCAGCAACAACAAAUGGCUCAUUUACAGCAACAGCAGCAAUUACAGCAACAGCAGUUACAACAACAGCAGUUACAACAACAGCAGUUACAACAGCAACAACUACAGCUGCAACACCAGCAGCCACAACAAGCACAAAUGCAACAACAACAGCUACAGCAACCCCAUCAGCAAAUGGUACAACAACAGUCUCAGCAAAUUCCAAUGAAUGGCAACCCCAACCAAGCAUUAGGGAUGCAUGGGUCUCACAUGCGACUUCCGGGAAAUCAUCAUUUAGUACAACAACAGCUUCAGCAAAAACAACAGCAACAGCAGGUGAUGCUGCAGCAGCAACAGGCUGGUCAGCUACAUCAACACCAGUUAGGAGAUAGUAGUGGAAAUGCUGAUAUCAGCCAACAGAUGGUUCCAGAGCUGCAGAAUCCACAACAACAGCAGGGUAUGUUGGGAAAUUCUCAACAUAUGCAGGUUGGGAAUGGUCAUUUUCCUGGUCAUGGUAUGUCCUUCAAUCCUCAGUUUGCUGGUCAGAUGCCAAUAGGCGGCCCGUGUGGGCAAGUGGGUGGAUUUCCAGUAAACAAGGAUGUGACACUAACCAGUCCCUUGUUAGUAAAUCUUCUCCAAAGUGAUAUUUCUGCCAGCCAGUUUGGUCCUGGUGGGAAGCAAGGAACAGGUGCGGUUGCUGCUGCUAACCAGGUCAAGCCUAAAAAGAAGAAACCUCCCCGUAAGAAGAAGCCAAAAGUAGAGGAAGGACAACAGUCUACUGACAGUCUGUGUGGUCUGGAUUCACUGCCUCAUGGAAUGGAGGAAGUAGAGAUGCAAGGGUUGGGAGGCGACCAAGGGGGUGGCAUUGACUCGAACUCAAAACUUUCUGAUUUCGCUAGUCGACCAGGUCUGCCUGGUCAGUCUGGAGAUCAAAGGGUAUUACAGCAAAUGCCAAUGCAGUUUAUGCCUCCACAACAGCAGCAACAACAACAGAUACAGCAAAUGCAGCAGCAGCAGCAGUUACAACAACAGCAGCAGCAGCAGCAGCAACAACAAAUACAGCAGCAACAGAUGCAACAACAGCAUCAACAGAUCCAGCAGCAGCAAAUGCAACAGCAACAAAUGCAGAUGCAGAGUAUGCAUGGUCCUCAAGGUCAAGCUGGAACAUCACAAGGACCCCAUCAUGUCCAGACCCAGAUUCAUUCACAACAGUCAAUGCAGAUACAACAACAACAACAACCACAACAUCAACAACAACAACUGCAGUCACAGCCACAACAGCAACAACAACAGGCGCAGCAUCAGCAGCAACAACAGCAGCAGCAGCAACAACAACAACAACAUCAGCAGCAACAACAACAAAUGAUGAUGAUGCUUAAAAUGCAUCAGGAAGCUAAAAAUCGAAUGACACUACAGCAAGGUGGGCACAUGCAAAAGAGUUUAGUCAAUCCUAAUGAUCCAUCUCAGAGAAUGCCUGUAUCACAGCCAGGCAACAUGCCUGUAAUGAUUGAUCUUCAAGGGCAUGGAGGUGUUCCACCUUCUCCUGAUAAAGCCAGAGGAAUGCCACUCAUGGUAAAUCCAACUCUGACUGGACAAGCAAGAAGGACACCCCAUUCAGAGGUCGGACAACCAACACCAUCAGAGGAAACCCCUGGAACCCAUAGCAUGCAGGACCGGGGACCCCUUGAAAUUAGUCAACAGUCAGGAAAUGGAAAUCAACCAAUGAUUCCCAAUCAAGGUCCUAAUACUCAUUUAAUGAAAUCUGUGCCAUUAUCAGUGCCCCACCAGCCAGGAGCAAGUCCCCAACAGCAGUCCCAGCAAGUGUCAGCAAUGGCUGGCUCCCAUAAUAUUCACUUUUCUAGUGCUCCUGCAGCUUCCCAAAGUUCCCGCCCUAAAACCCCUAACCGAGCCAGUCCUCGGCCAUAUCACCACCCUUUAACUCCAACCAACCGUCCACCUAGUACUGAACCCUCUGAAAUAAAUCUGUCCCCUGAGAGACUGAAUGCCUCUAUCGCUGGUCUUUUCCCUCCAAAAAUUAACAUUCCUCUGCCACCGCGGCAGCCAAAUCUUAAUCGAGGUUUUGAUCAGCAAGGACUCAACCCAACUACACUUAAAGCAAUUGGCCAGGCUCCACCCAACCUUGCAAAUCUUCCUGUCAACAAUAAUACCAGUGGCAACAAUAAUGGCCCACAGUCUUAUUCAUCAGGUGGUGGCAUGGUAAGCUCCGGAGGAAAACAAGACAAACAGACCGGUGUUGGGCACAUUAAAAGAGCUAGUCCAAGUAAUAGUCGUCGAUCUAGCCCUGCCUCAAAUAGAAAAGCUGCCACCCCAAGCCCAGGAAGACAGAAGGGUGCCAAAACAUCACUGACAUCACCUCCACAUCCACAGCAAAUGAUGGUUAGUCCACAGAACGUGAUGGUUAGUCCCAACUCAGUGCUCCCAACUACCUCUGCAUCUUUGCCAUCAGCAGGACCUGGAGAAUCACAACAGAGUUUAAAUUCUCUGCAAACCCUACCUGGUAGUACCGAUGCAAUUAGAGAUGGCCAGGUAGUGACUACACAAGCAGAGCAGAAUCAGGCAGUUCAGUUUAGAGAGCAGUCUACUCCUAAAAUGGCAAGCCCUCGGGUGCCUUCUCAGGAACCCAAACGGCAAGAGCUUAGCAAUUUGGUUGAACAGCGUGCUGAAGAUAAACAACAGCAUCGGACAACACCGCAACAUGACCAUGGCUCUGCUGUUACACCAUUUAGAGAUGCUCCAACAUCUCUGAAUCAGCUAUUAGACAAUACAGGAAACCCAUCUUUGUCAGUGAAAUCUCAAAAUAAUCCUCAAGUGGGUGGAGAACCUGUGCAGAAAGAAAGCCCUCAUGCUCCACCAGCUCAGGAGAACCAACCUAAUCCUCUUGUAUCACAGAGCACAAAUAUUGCCACCUCCUUGUCUACAAGUGAAACUGAUCAGAAACCUAAACCUGCUUCAGUAUCAAGUCCGAAUCUUGUAGCCAGUAGCAGUGCAAACCUGCAGUCUGUCAGUGCUGUAUCAAGUGUUAGCUCAAACCAAACUGUGCUCCUAAGUCUCACUUCAAUACCCAACCCUUCAGUUGGUUCAAAUCACAACCUUAUACCCAUCUCAAAUGCAUCUCAAACUGUUUUGCAAAGGCCCAUCUCAUCAGUUACAACGCCACAAAAUCAGAUCACGGUCUUUGUAACCUCUAAUCCCAUUAGCUCUGCUACCAACACGGCUUCUGUCGUUCCUCCUGCUGUUGUAUCCAAGGUACUGGCAGUUCCAAAUAAAAACAUAAGACCUCCUGAUAUUCGUCAACAAAAUCCUACCCAAACACGUCCACAGUUCAUCGCAGGAUCUGUGUAUUCAAUAUUUCAAGCUACGCCGGUAUCAUCAAGUGCUAAUGUCAUGUCUCAGCCUGUCACUAUGGUUGGUCCCAUAGUCUCUGCAAAUAUCCAGCUUACUCCUACCCCAGUGUUAACUACAUCACAACCCUCUGCGCAAGCAUCAACAUCUGUGUUGAAAACCUCGCCUGCUGUCAGCAUAGCUGCUACUCAGCAGAGCCGCACUGUUAUUGGGCAGCUUCAAGUUCAAGUACCUACAAAUAAGUUUCCCCAUGUAAACGUAGUGCCCUCACCUCAACAGCCAGGACCUGGAGGUCCCAAACAGGAGAGUGUCUCUGAAGCUAGUGGCCCAAAAUCUAGUCCUGUUGGGCAGUCUGCGUUACAUUAUGGCAUGUCCUUACCUUUUCAGCAGCUAUUGGCUUCCCCACCUGCUUGCUCUAGCCCAGGGGCUACAGCUGUUGCCGGCAGAAGUCCCCUGUCUCCAACUACAUCGUUAGCCAAAAGCAGUCCAGUCCAGACUGUUGUAAGCAAAAGCACCACGCCUAGCAUAUCUUCAAGCAAUUCCGAUGAUCAAAAGGAGCGGACCCCUGUCACUCAGAUUGGAAAGACUUUGGAUGUUGCCACAACUAAAGCUUCUUGUGCGGUUACAUCUGAAAUGGUAUCGGCACUCCAGCCCACUGCUCCAGUGACUAUUCCAGCUGCUCAAAUAGUGUCUCAGCAAUCUGCACUUUCUCCAAAAGUGUCUUCUCCUGAACCUGUGCCCACUCCUUCACCAGUCCCUACUUCUACAGCAUCAUCUAAUAUGCCGCCACCAGCCUCUACCCCUGGAAUGGUUCACCUAUCUAGUCCUGUUGCUACUUCUUCACCACCUUCUAGUUUGCCUGCAGUUAUAGUUUCUGAACCCACUGCUGCUCCAGGACCUCCCACUACAACGUCCGGCUCCUCCACAGCAACAAACGCACAGCUCUCUGGGGAAGAGCAACCUUCACUGGUGGAGACUAGUGGACCUGACUCUGCUGAAACAAAAGCAAUUGUAGAUGCUCCUGGCAUCUCAGCUCAUCCUGAAGCUCCACAAGAAGACCAAGCUUCAUGUGGUCAAGCUGGACAAGGGGUUACCACUGUAGCAGAGCAAGGAUGGGCAAAGAAAAGAAAGACGCCCGUCAUCUUAGCCCCAAGGGAUACAAGGGCCACCACUGAGAAAGCAAAAGGUCCUAGUCGACGAAGCUCACGAACAGACAAGGAACCUGAGGAAGAAGCAUCCGACAGUGGACAGAGAAAAAGAGUUGCUAGGCCAGGCUCAGCCUCAUCCAACACAGGAAAAGGUGCAGAAUCAAGCACUGGAGCCAGUCCCACGCAGGCAAAACGAAGGAAGUCAAAGUAAUCAUGACAUGAAUAAACCUGUGAAUUGUACAUUCUUAUUUUGUUGUUUUCUGAACUUGUUUUAUCCGCUGUUUUUUCCUUUUGUUCUAAGCAAGAUAACCAUGUACAGAAAGUUCAUUUUUUCUUUCUUUCUUUUUUUAAUCAUGAUACUGUAUUUUGUUCCUGGCUACUAGAGGAGAUCACGUUUCGAAUUGUGUUUGAUGUGUUUGUAAGUCAUUGUUUUGGUGUGACUUUUUUAUUAUUAUUAAUAUUGAUCAAUUCUGGAUUAAUCAUGUGAAUAGAAUCAUGUCUGUAGUAUCACAAUAUAAUAAUUUGACAGAAUCAGACUUUGUACUUCCAACCCCCAUGUCGUAGGCUAUAUCAUGAAUUAACUGUGCAUUUCAGUACUAUCCGCACCGGUGUUCACGCAUUUAGCCCCUGGAUCACAUGCAUUAAACUAUUUUUACAAGUGUA
This is a messenger RNA of Carassius auratus (goldfish), 7809 nucleotides long. It is a transcript of the gene ncoa6, whose product is annotated as nuclear receptor coactivator 6. The record is from RefSeq and is a predicted model, not a curated record. Gene Ontology annotation, cellular component: nucleus; histone methyltransferase complex; transcription regulator complex. The transcript has 15 exons. Gene Ontology annotation, biological process: positive regulation of transcription by RNA polymerase II. The coding region runs from base 311 to 7357 and encodes 2348 amino acids. Lineage: Eukaryota; Metazoa; Chordata; Actinopteri; Cypriniformes; Cyprinidae.